Messenger RNA from Triplophysa rosa, 2013 nucleotides. It is a transcript of the gene hpse, whose product is annotated as heparanase. Gene Ontology annotation, cellular component: membrane; extracellular matrix. Gene Ontology annotation, molecular function: hydrolase activity, acting on glycosyl bonds. The transcript has 12 exons. The record is from RefSeq and is a predicted model, not a curated record. Lineage: Eukaryota; Metazoa; Chordata; Actinopteri; Cypriniformes; Nemacheilidae. The coding region runs from base 168 to 1790 and encodes 540 amino acids.
UUUGUCAUGCACUGCAGUUUCUAUUGUACAAAAUAACAAGAAAUAGGAAGUAGUUUGACGGAGUCUCACGUUUAUGAUUUGGUUAUAUAAAGCAUCGCGUCUGUGUUUAGGGAGAGGUUUCGUAACUGAUGUAGUCAAAUAGAAAAGGUUCGCAGUGAAUUGAACAGAUGAAGCAUUUAGCGUCAGUUUCUGCGAUUGUCGUCUUUGUUGUGUUGUUUCGUGUGUUGCGUGUCGGGGGUAAGACAGUGACAUCUAUCGAUGAUGAUGAUGGUGGUCAGCCCAUCCAUGUUGAUCUGGAUCUGUCCCGUGUGGUCCGUGUGGUCAGUGAAAGGUUUCUCUCCGUGGCUAUCGAUGCAAGUUUGAUGUCCGACGAGAAGUUCAUGAAUCUACUGAAUUCGCCAAAGUUAAGGACACUUGCCAAAGCGUUGAUCCCAGCCUUCCUGCGAUUUGGAGGAACCAAACAAGAUUUCAUGAAAUUCAGACCACAAGGAAGAUAUUUUCAAGCAAGAGAUAACAAUGUGUGUGAAAAACUUGAGUUACCACCAUUUCUGGAAAAUAAAUUGAAGCAGGAAUGGGUCCUCCAGUCAAAGACUUUACUUCAAGAGGAAGUUGAGGGAAAAUACAAAAAGACGAAGUUCUCAGAAUAUGCAGUUGACCUCCUCUAUGCCUUUGCAAACUGCUCUGGUUUGGAUCUCAUCUUUGGUUUGAAUGCUUUGCUUCGAACCCCUGAAAACUCAUGGGACAGCACGAACGCAGAAUUGCUAUUGAAGUACUGUGGGUCCAGGCAGUAUGUCAUGUCCUGGGAGCUGGGGAAUGAACCCAACAGCUAUGAAAAAAAGGCCGGGAUCAGAGUAGACGGGUACCAGCUCGGUCAGGAAUUCUUCCAUUUGCAUCAGAUCCUUCAGAAAUCCAUACUCUACAACUCAACGGGACUGUAUGGACCAGAUGUUAGUCAACCACACGACCACCGCAAAGAUUUGCUACCUGGGUUUUUGGAGGCUGGAGCAGAGGCCAUUACUGCAUGCACCUGGCACCACUAUUACGUGAAUGGUCGAGACACAUCUUUGGAGGAUUUCCUUAAUCCAGUAGUGCUUGAUACCCUGGCAACAAAAAUUAAUGAGGUCCUUGAGACAGUGAAGUCCGUCUCUACAGGAAAGAAAGUUUGGCUGGGAGAAACCAGCUCUGCUUAUGGCGGUGGUGCCGUUGGACUCUCUGACACAUUUGCGGCUGGUUUCAUGUGGCUGGAUAAACUUGGGCUCGGUGCCAAGCUUGGUCUAGAUGUCAUUAUCAGACAGGUUUUGAUUGGCUCUGGCACGUACCAUUUGGUUGAUGAUAACCUAGAUCCGCUUCCGGAUUACUGGCUGUCAUUACUAUACAAAAGGCUUGUUGGUCCAGAGGUCAUAAAAGCAGAAGUUCAUACGAAUUUUGCAACAAAGAAGCAAGUACGGGUAUACCUACACUGCACUAACAGAAAAAGCACACAUUACAAACAGGGUGCUGUGACGUUAUUUGCCUUAAACUUAAAUAAAGGUCAAGUCACCAUUACCCUGCCUUCCUAUAUAGCCAACAGCACCUUUGAAGAAUUUGUUCUACAAGCACCUGAACCUGGUAAACAGAGCCUUUAUUCCAGGUCCGUUAAAUUGAAUGGAGAAGUGCUAAAGAUGGUUGAUGACCGUACACUUCCUGCUCUGCAAGGAUCUGAGCUACCUCCUGGAGAGCCCAUCAAGCUGCCCGGGUUCUCGUUUGCAUUCUAUGUCGUAACUGAUGCACGAGCUCCAGUAUGCAAAUGAGCUCUCAAUCGAAGACUGCUGCUUUUACUCAAUCAGGGACAAAAAAUAUUUUUAAAAACAUUAUUUGAAUUUAAAUUAUAUUUUCAUAUAAUCAGAAAUUUUAUUUAUGAAACAUUUAUAUCCACUAACAGACUGAAAAAAUAUUGUUUUAUAAUCCUUGUAAUGAAGCAGAAACUGCUUGACCCGUUUUAAUAACACUUUCUUGUUUUCAAAUAAAAGGAUU